ACACCAAGAGAGCUCCCCGUUGACAAUGUCUUCCAUUAAGACCGAGUGUGUUUUGCGGGAGAACUGCUGGUGUGGGGAGUCUCCGGUGUGGGAGAAGGCGUCCAACUCGCUGCUCUUUGUAGAUAUUCCUGCAAAAAAGGUUUGCCGUUGGGAUUCGCUCAGCAAGCGCGUGCAGCAAGUGACUGUGGAUGCCCCCGUCAGCUCUGUGGCCCUUUGCCAGGGAGGAGGCUAUGUUGCCACCAUUGGAACAAAGUUCUGUGCUUUGAACUGGGAAGAUCAGUCAGCAGUAGCCCUGGCCACAGUAGAUAAAGACAAGAAAAACAAUCGGUUCAAUGAUGGGAAGGUGGAUCCCGCUGGGAGUUACUUUGCUGGCACCAUGGCCGAGGAGACAGCCCCCGCGGUUCUGGAGCGGCACCAGGGGUCCCUGUACUCCCUCUUUCCUGACCACCACGUGGAAAAGUAUUUUGACCAGGUGGACAUCUCCACUGGUUUGCAUUGGUCCCUGGACCACAAAAUCUUCUAUUACAUUGACAGCCUGUCCUAAUCCGUGGAUGCCUUUGACUAUGACCUGCAGACAGGAAAGAUCUGUAGGUACUUUUUCAUUAUUCUUCUUAAUCCUGCUGGGAUUUUUUUUUCAUAUGUGUGUAACUAGGAAGCUGCCUCUUCCUCGACUGCUAUGAAAAGGCCCUUACUUGUCAAAUAAAGAACUG
This is a messenger RNA of Odobenus rosmarus divergens (Pacific walrus), 710 nucleotides long. RefSeq names its product regucalcin-like. NCBI's taxonomy places the organism in Eukaryota, Metazoa, Chordata, Mammalia, Carnivora, Odobenidae. The coding region runs from base 26 to 544 and encodes 172 amino acids. The transcript has a single exon. The record is from RefSeq and is a predicted model, not a curated record.